GAGUCGUGUGCCGGGUUUCUUUCAACAGUGUGAAAAAUUGUGUGUUGGAAUGGAGAGGAUGGUAUGUCAAAAAACUGUUCACCUAAUGACUCUGCAACACGAACGAAUUUCGGACUGAGCCUGGGAAAUGAGGUGUGAAGAUGAGUUGUUCACCGUCCGCCCGCACUAUAAUCUGCAAUGAAAUAUUCGAUGAAAACAGUCUUCCAUCUGAAGAAGAGGUUCACGACUACGCAGUGAAGAUCGGCAUCGAUCCGGAUAGCGAGCCGCAUCUGCUGCAUCUGGCGCGGGAUGGUCUCAUGCAAGCGCUACCGCCGGGUUGGAAGCCGUGUUACGACGAGGAGUUGCAGUCGUGGUACUACUUCAACUUCAAGACCGGCGAGUCUCGGUGGGAGCACCCGCUGGACGACGUGUAUCGUCGGUUGGUGGUGAAGGGCCGCUCGGAGAGCAUCAGCUCUGCAGGAGAGGAAGACUCGAAGACGUCACUGAAAGAAGAACUGAGGAGCUACGAGGAAGGGUUGGGUUCUGAAGGACUGGGCAGUACAGGUGCAAAACCAACUGGCAUCACCUACUUAAAGAAGAGCUCCAUACAACUGGCACCACUGAAGAAAUCACCCCUGUCUCCAGUUGUUGCACUUCCUGGUACCAUGGUAGCUACCGGUGGACGGGUUCAAACAGCAAUGCCAGGCGGGCGUGCCGAACCACUGAGAGUAGACCUCCGCUCACCUUCUGACAGGGAGGUUCUACCACUUAGCCGCAAUCGAAUCGACAUCGACAAAAUGGGAGCGGCGACGUUGCUCGGUCGCCCGUCGCCCGGUCCCAUUGACAUCGACAAGAUGAGUGUGGCACCCUUACUGGGAGAGAGUGGGGACGGCACGGCGACGGUGACGCCUGCAUCCCGGAGGUCGGCUCUGCCCCCGUCUGCACAGGAGAAGCAUCCCCGCAGUCUCGUCCAGCAGGGCCGUGGGGAGCUCAAGCUCUCAGGUGGUGGCUCAGUUUUCCUCAAAUCUCGCCAACAACAACACCAGCAGCAGCAGCACCAGCAGCAACAAGCUGCAACAGCAACCACACCUACAUCAGAAGACAUUCCUGCUCCGGCAAGUGGCGCGGGUGGAUCGGGAGACGAGUCUUCCGUGCGACGAGGCAUUCUUCGAGAGCAGCGGUCCGGCUCCACUGAGACCAGAGAUGACUCAGCACGGUCCAGCACACCACUGUGGGAGAUGAACCCGGCACACAUGACAGGUGAACAGAAACAGCAGUGGAGGCGGCAAGAGCUGGAGGACGAGCAGAGAAAGAGCGUGCGCUUCAAUCUCCUCGACUCUGCCGAUCUGGACAUCCGAUUUCAGACAUCUGACAACGAAAAUGAUGAAGAAAAUGGGUCUGAGGACUAUGAAGAAGAGAGAAUAGAGAACAAUAAAGAAGAAACUUGGGAUUCAGAAGAGGAGGAUGAGAGAAAAGUAGAGAAGAGCCCUACACCCAUGAAGAAAGUUACAGUUUCUAUUCCAGAUGUUCGACAUUCAUCUGCAGACUGUAGGGAUGAAGAGAAGGAAGACAUAUCUAUAAAUGAGGAUUUGUGCCCCAUAGACAACGAGUGUAAAUUGGAAACACAGGUUGAACGAGUGGAACAUGCAUCGGAAUCUAUAUCUGGUGAACCUGUAAUGGUUUCAGAGACUCGUGAUGGACGCGAAGUCCCCGUUCGAGAAACUGACGCUAGUGUUAGUGAAAGGGACGGAGAACGUCCAGUGACGUGGAUGGCAGAAGUGAGUGUUGUACAGUCAACUGUGAUAUAUGACCAGGCACCUGAAAACAAUAUAAAGGACAAUGUAGCUAAUGAAGACACUGAGGGUCAUGGAGCAGCUGUGGUCAAGGAAGAACAACAGGUGGAGGAAAUGGAAGAAGUAGAGGAGGAGGAAGAGGAGGAGGUGGAAGAAGAAGAGGAAGAUGAGGCUGAGGAUGAAGAACAGGCAGAAUAUGUAAGUGGAAAAGAAGCCAAUCGAAGUGGAGAAACGGAUUCAAAGGAGCACAGUACAGGAAGUAAAGGGAAGGAAAAUGCUUUGAAAGAGGAACAAAAAGUACAAAGUAAGGUGCCAUCUGAUGAGGUAGAUGUUUCUGAACCCAAAGGAGCAGUGCACACAGAUGAGAUGGGCCAAAGUGAAGAGGACGAGGCAGCACGCGUCAUCGUCAAUGAUGGGGCAGGCGAUAACGACCUGUCCGACGGUGGCGGCGAGUCUAGUGCGGAAGGUGAAAGAGCUCCACCCGUGCCGAAACAUAAAAUUAUUUUACGCCGCAUACUCAUGCAGAGCGACACUGUGACAGAAAGUGAAGACAUGGUGAGUGCCAGGGAAACGGUGGCGCAGGAAGACGAAGCCGUGAAACGGGACACACCCGUCGGAGAGAAGUGUGACGCUUCGAAAGGUGAGGCGGCGGCGAAGGGUGAAGGUGUCUCCAGGAGCGACGGCAUCUCCAAGAGCGACCCUCUCACGCGGAGUGACAUAGGUACCAAAAGUGAAGGUCUCUCGAAGAGUGACCCACUUACGAAAAGUAGUGAAGGUGUCAGUGCAAGUGAACGAGUUAUACGAAGUGAAGAAGCAGACGGGGCAGCUCCGGAAAUACCUGCCGCAGCACAGGACGCUGGUGGGAAGGAAGCAGGGAAGGGAGAACCGGCAGCAGCACUGAGCGAGAGGACUACGCAGAGCGAAGCCUCCGAGGUGACGGCCCAGAGCGACGAGUCGAGCCGCGAGGAGAGGGACGAGCCGGUACCGAGCGCCAGGUCUCUGCCGGUGGAUGGAAAAGCUGCGGCCAGUCCUGUCAGGGCAGUGCACAGCGAAGAAGCAGGAGGCAACAGUGCUGCAGGACUAGCCCUAAGUAGAAGUGAGACUGUAGAAACUUCACCGGAAAGGGACAUGGCCAAUGGAACUGCAUCAACAUCUGACAGCAGUCCACUCCCAAAACUGGUUCGGGAGGGCCAGGGGAAGCCGGAAGACACGGUAGCGUGCACCACGACCGUGACCACGACCACCAGCAGUGGGACCAGCAUCGACGUGGAUGUGAGGAAGGAGGCGAACCUGCGGCUCAAGGAGAGGCUGCAGGAGAUGGAGCGGCAGGCGGCCGAGACUGUCCGGCUGCACCGGGAGAAGCUUCAGGCGCAGGUGGAUGCUGCUGUACAGGAGCUGGAGGCGGAGCAGGAACAAAGACUUUCAGAGCUGGCUGAACGACUGGCACUAAAGGAAGAAGUGGAACGAGAGAGGAUUAUCAGUGAAUCCCGGUGUCGACUGGAUGCUAUCAGGGUCAACACAGAGCAGCAGGAGCGUAUUCUCAGGGCAGAGUGCGAAGUGAGGCUGCAGCAGCUAGAAGCAGACUGCAGGGCACGGCUGGAGGCGUCGCAGCGGGCGCGCGCCGAGGAGAUGGCGAGGAUAGAGGCGGAGGAUGAGGCGCAGCUGCGGGAGGCGCGCGCACGGCUGGCUGCCAAGCAGGCGGAGCUGCAGCGGCAGGUGGACGCUGCGAUCGCCGAGAGGGAGGCCCUCCUGGCCAAGCACAGGAAGGAGUUAGCUGACCUGGAGAAUGAAGUGCGGCCAGAGCAGUUGUCGGAGGAGCACAGGGAAGCCUUGGAGAAGCUGCGUGCAGAGCAGGAGGCGGCCCUCGAGAGGAUCAAGGCGCAGUUCCAGCACGAGGAGGAAGCUGUGCGACAAGAACACGCAGAACGUUUGGAAGAGCUCAAAGUCCGUUUGGAGCUUGAGCGUCAGAGACUGUGGGACCGAGGUCUAGUUGAUGACAAUGAAUCUGCAAGACAACAGCUAGUUGAAACCUCAAGGGUCUUUGAGAAACUGCGUUGUGAGAAACGAUUGUUGGAAGAUAAGUACAGAACCUUGAAAGAGAAGUACCUGCGACUGAAAACAGACGUGAAGAUCUCAAUGGAAAGGAGAAAACGGCGGGAAGCUGCUUUGAAUUCUGGUGGAACGGGGUCAGAUUCGGAGCGCAUCGUGUCCCAGCGGGCUACUGGCACAUCAGGCCCUGUGUUUGAAAGGUCAAAGUCUCUGAACACUGAGAAAUCACGGUCAGCAGCAGACCGCCAGCGCCAACUCUCGACGGCGGCGGAAGACACCGUCAUGGCGAACCGCGGUGGCAACGGCCCGGCCCAGCAGCAGACGCAGGCGCAGCCAGGGGCGGGCAAGUUGCUGACAGGUGAGGCGAGAGAUGCACACAACAUAAAUGACAUCAAUAAAGGAGGCACCAAUGGGAGCAGCAACAACAACAACAUCAACAACACAGCUGGCAACAACACCAACUCCAACACCAACAAUAACAGCACUCGGCGGCGGCGACAGCUGUUCAGUCGACACCACAGCACCCCGACAGCGCGAACAACUAACAAUAAUGCUGCCAACAACAACAACAAUAUAGCACACUCUAUUGACGUCGACAUUGAUGGUGAGAUCAAUGGUGAUGGUGGCAGAAGCUGUUCGCCUGUUGAAAACUUGCGCCGCCAGCUGCGGACCCUUGAAGACCUCGAAGACCAGUUCCCAGCUGCUAGCCACACAGACACAUAUCUGCGUUACCCUUUCUCUGACACAGGGAAGUUUGGCAGCUCAGAGCUUGAGUUCUUCCGACACCGCAUUCACCUAGAACGGGACUCGGUUCGUCGAGCUAAAGAUUUUUUGCGGAUGCAGCGAGAUAGUUUCCAGGCUCGACAGAAUGAGCUGAGGCAGAGGCAAGAAGGGAGAGGACCAUCUGCGAGGUCUAUGCUUGAUCAGUUAUAUAAGGAGGAGCGGGAGCUGACGGACAUGGAGGUGAGCCUGCACCGCACCAAGAGCCUGCUGGGGGAGAAGAUCAUCCGGCUGCGCCACCUCGAGCAGUCCUUGCAGCGGGCCGGUGAGAUUGCACCCGACGGCCAGGUGGACAACGCACAUCCUAUCUCCGGUGGGCCAGGAGGGACGACACUCAGUGACCUCUCAUCUCACAGUGGAAGCUCUGGGUUCAGUAGCACAGAGCUUGCAACAGACACACAAGGUCAAGUUAAUGACAUGACUCGCAGAGGCGCCCACUAUCAGGAGUCGACAGAGAUCAUUAAGAGCCUGGAGAACCUUAACACUGAGAUUAGAGAGAUAUGGGAUGUCCUCAACAAGCAGCAAAAGGAUGGAAAUAUUGCAUCAAACAGCCUGCCACCUCCACCACCUUUGGCGUACACGUGGGUGCCUCCCGUUACGGUGCCGGUGGCAGUUCCCGCGUACCACCACCCACCACCACCAGCUCAGCUUCGGCGCUACGGAGGAGUACCCGACACCACCCCCACUCAGUCGGGCCUCGACCGUUCGCUCGUGGAGCGGACGCGCAGCCUGAGGGACUGGUUGCGGCAGGCUCGACUCGACGGAAAUGCGGCACGGGGCGUGCCUCCAGGGCCCGGCCAGACCCGUGUCACGACCGCUGCUAUCUGAGCUACUCAGCUCAGCUACCUCGUUCCCUGUCAAGUGGCAACACAUUCUUAAGCACAACUGUACAGUUUGCUGCUCUCCACAUACUGCAAUAUUUCCAAUUUAAAAUCAUCUUAUGUUCAGAGAUAGGAAGUAACUCUUACUGCAGCCAUAUUCAAACCAAUUUAGUUGUAUGCUUGCGAGCAGUAGACAACUGUUCCACCCGCCACCCCUUCCCUGUCAAUUUGCUCGAGAGCUCGUGUUUUGUUGUAACUUUUACAAAAAUGAUAUUCUCUCUGCAAAAAAUGGCCACACUUGGGAGUAUAGUAUUACUGCCUACUGUUUUCACCCUACUCAUCUAGACAAACACUCAUGUACUAUCAGUCGUAUAUUGAGAGUUUUUUUCUGAAUGUAGCACAAACAAUAUUGAAUGCAAGACAUUAUUAGCAAAUAUUAUGUUUGUGUCACACAAAAUUAAACGUGUAUCAGUUGUUGAACAGUGUCAAAAAGUUAGAGAGUUUUAUAAUAUCAUCAAGUUAACAAAUGAUAUGUAACAUUUGUAACCUGCUUCUUGUGAGAUACAUUCCCUAUUCCCAUGAAAACACAGUAUUCUCAUUUAUUCAAACUUUGCACAUGCAAGAGUAUCAAAAAACACUGAUGUUCUGGACUUCUACAAGUGAACAAAAUGAAGUGAAACCUUUCACAGAAAGGUGUUUCUGUUAAUGCAGGAAAUACCAGAACAAUGGGUCAUGUUUCCAUAUGAAACAUUUUACAGGGUUCUGUUCAGUUUUCGUGUCAGAACAUAUUUGGUGUUAAUAUCAAUGUCAUUCAGUCCACAAACUGUUACUGAAAAAGUACAACAAGAUGAGAAAGGCAAUAUUUAGUAAACUUACAGGAUGGAGAUUUAAUUAUUUGAAAUAUGGCUCCCAUUACAAAAUCUCUUAACAUCUGCUAUUUCAGGGAGUUUGACCUGAGUUAUGCUCUUCCCAGCUAAGCAGUGUAUAAUCUCUUAAAUUCUAUGGUGCUAGAAAUCCUUCAUUCUUAAGCUUCACAUAUUCUCUCUCUGAACAUAAAUGAAAUGUUUUGAUGGUUCCUAAAUGUAAUAAGCUGUUUGAAGCACCAGCUUUGUAGCAGCUAAACCGAAAUUGUUUUUCUAAAGCUCUUUGGGGAACGGGGGUUUCAGGACUGCUGUGCAAAGGUCUGCUCAAUUUCGGUUUCUACUGAAUGACAAGCUAUUUUUUACAACUUGCUAGCUUUCAAUAGGAGCAUCAUAGCAGGAAGUUAUAAGGAAAGAAAACAUAACAAGCCUGGAAAGUGUAUCGCGUUUUUGAAAAAUAUAAACAGCACAUUUUUUGUGAACUGAGAACAUCUGAAAAGACUGCCUGUACCAUUUUAGUCUCCUUACAUGUAAUAAAACAGAAAACUUUGUCAUAAAGAAGGAAAAAUUUUGGUAAUGAUGUUGACCUUUGCUUUCUAAUACAGUCUGCAGUGAUGUUACAGGGUAAGUGUUGAAUGUACAUGAAAUGUUACUCAUUUAAAUGUCGUUGCAUGACAUACAUGACUACAUUUAUGUUUAUAUUUGAACUGAAUGUGGUUUUAAUAUUUAAUAAUGUAGCAUUACAGUUCUCUCGUGGUACCACUAAUUUUAUUUCAGCAAUACUAAAAGUUACAUGUGUGUUUUCCCAAAGCAUUAGAUUAAUUUACCUAUUCUUGCAUGGAAAACUAUUGUUACUAUAGCUUAAUGUUUAUCAUCAAAUAGUUCCUCAAGUAAUCUUCCUCAAGCAACAAGAAAGAUUUUUGCUUGAUUCUAGUGUCUGGCGUUAUUUCCCGUCCAAACUUUUUAUAUCUCAAAAAAUGCAAAGAAAAAAAUGUUAUUUUAAUGUGUGCGUAAAGCACUGAUAGAGUGAAAAAAUAAAUAAAAUUCCCAAAUCCUUACCCCUGCAAAAAGAAAAUAAGCUGCAGGUAUAGUAAUGUUUAAAAGUUCCCAUCUGCAUGUGCAAUUUCCUUAGUUCUCCAAUAUUAAUUGAAAUAUGUCAGUUUACUUACAAAUAAGACUAUAAAAACUUGCUGUACACCAGUGCUUCCUAUAUCUCUAUAAAUCACAAUCUCACAUCAAAAGACUAACAUCGAACAAAGCUACUUGCUAGAGAAAUGCAUGUAAAACUAAUGCUGUCUUUUGUAGAAGACAAACAAAAGUGCUGCAGCUUAGAAUCAGAUGGAAAAAAUAACCACUUAAAACUAUUUUUUCUCUCUCUUCAGUGAAUUACUGUGCAUUCUUCCUUUUUUAAAAAAGUAGGAAAGGUAAGUCAAUAUAUGCUCGUCGUCCGGUAUAUAUUUUACUAUAGAUUUAGUAAAUUAAAUGUAUACACAUUUCAGUGUAUGCAGAUGACUGAUUAUGUAAGUGGAUAUGAGCUGUGACAAGAAGUACAAGUUGGUGAAAGAAUCUGGUCUAAUGGUGUGCCAUAAAAUAUAAAGUUUAUGAUCUCAAGGAUAAAAUGAUUUAAAUAAACAAAAAAAUAUAUUCUCUAAAGUCAGCAUGUAUUGCUGAAUAAUCAAAGCAACUGUGAUUUCUGCAUUUGCAAUAUGGCUGGCAUUGUUUGCCAUUCAGAUUCCCUAUUUUUCCUAAGUUUCUCAAGCCUAAGAGUAUGAAUUGCAGACUUUUGUAUUAUUCAUAAACAAUUACUAUUUAAGUUGCACAAUCUGCAAAAGCUAGCAGAAUGAUCAUGAAGUGUAUUAAUUUUUUAAACAAUGUUAAUAUAUUCAUUCAUUCUAACAGUUUAUCUCUGUGUAUACAAUUGUUGAAAUGUUUAACUGUACGGGAGU
This is a messenger RNA of Schistocerca americana (American grasshopper), 8228 nucleotides long. RefSeq names its product centrosomal protein of 164 kDa (gene Cep164). The transcript has 23 exons. Lineage: Eukaryota; Metazoa; Arthropoda; Insecta; Orthoptera; Acrididae. Bases 141 to 5429 code for a protein of 1762 amino acids. Gene Ontology annotation, molecular function: protein binding. The record is from RefSeq and is a predicted model, not a curated record.